UGGCUGACUACGCUACUGAUGGCCUUCGCAGCUACAGUUUCGCAUGGGCCACACCACCUGUACUCACGGAGGAUUAUAUAACAUUACCCUCCGAGUGCUAUAUAUCGCAUCUUGGCUAUAUCAGCUCCACCGGUGUUGCUGGUCUACCGGUAGCAUCAUUUCUGUCUCGGACAUCGUGACAUUACAUGAUAGUCAACGUUUGCAUCGGUUGUCUCAUGGUGAGUAUUUAAAUUUCUGGCAGUCCAGCAGCUCAAGCUGCAGCUUGGCACGUGCUACUGCAAUGCGGAUGGACGAGGGAAUUCAAGGCUGUUGAUCACGAAAAGGUGUGUAUUCAUGUCGUUUUUACACUGCUGACAAGUUUUUUAUGCUCUUCCAUCGCUUCCCCUUCACAUGUUUGUGCACGUUGGCACACAUCUCGGCUCACUCUUGCUCAUAUCUGCAUACUUGCGCACAUCUGCAACUGUCCCUGCUUAUCUGCGCUUGUUUGCCCUUGCCUUUGCUGUCGUUCGCACCUGGUGAUUAUGUCCCAGACUCAUUUGCAUUAGUUUGUGCUCCAGGUCGUUCGUGCAAUCUACGCGCAUCUUUUUUCACGUAUCUCUGUAUGUACAUCAUUGACAAGUAUCCACAUAUCUAUCUGUCAGUCACUACUUGCGCGCUGCGCCUUUCACUUUACGUGCUUGCGCACAUCUGUGCUUAACAUGUCUUAGGCUGCGCUCUUUGCUUGUCUCUCCAUGCUGCCCCUCAUUUGUGCUUACCUGCAGCUAUCUAUGUACAUUGUGUUGGCAUCACAGCAAAUCAGCAUGGCGAGCCUAAGCCGAGUAGUCAGAUGACUGCCUGAUUAGUGUGGACGCGUGAUUGAUCGGAUUGUUGGAUUAGAGAGUCCCGGCUCGAGCGUCGAGACUGACAAAGCGUCUGCGGCAGCGCGAUUAGUAA
Molecule: messenger RNA, 933 nt
Organism: Suillus fuscotomentosus
Lineage: Eukaryota; Fungi; Basidiomycota; Agaricomycetes; Boletales; Suillaceae
Exons: 3
Coding region: 365-697 (110 amino acids)
Source: RefSeq, a predicted model, not a curated record